Molecule: messenger RNA, 2040 nt
Organism: Corticium candelabrum
Lineage: Eukaryota; Metazoa; Porifera; Homoscleromorpha; Homosclerophorida; Plakinidae
Exons: 3
Coding region: 258-1856 (532 amino acids)
Source: RefSeq, a predicted model, not a curated record
UGCUACGUGUAUGAAUUUGUAGCUUCUGCUCGUCAGACAUUUUGGAGAAGCCGUUCAAUCGAUUUAGAGACGUAUCCUCUCUUUACAAGCUAUUUGGUGUGAAAGGGUGGUCAACCCUAGACAGUCAAUCUCACAAUUUCAUUUGUUUACCAACUCCACAUGCACUAACGGAUGUUGCCAUCAGAUGAAGUCAGGAGAAAUAAAUACAGGGAAUCUUGUAGUUUUGUGAUUCUAUUUCUAAAGCCUAAAGGAAGGUGAUGACUACACCAUCAGAAAGUUGCUGUGCAAGAGAGUAUGAUGAGAUCAAGUCUUCUCUUCUCAGCUGGAAAUGUCAUGAUUUCAACGACAUGAAGCCAGUCGUUGACUUUGAUUUACAUCUACGAGCUGCCGGCAGCGUAGCAACGGGUAGAGUCAACGAACUGAGUGGCUGGGUAGAAAGCGAGACACUCUUUAACUCGAAAUGUUCAGUGAGGCAAGUACAAAGCAGGAGAUUUAAGUCAGCACCAAAGACGCUUCAUAGAGACUCUCUUACUUUACAGAGAGAGAAAUCGUAUGAGUUCAAGCAUUUUGACGAGAUUGACAAGUACAUGGAGCAAUACAGGAAAGAAAGCGGUGUCAUCACUCGGUCCGGCUCUCCUCCGAUUUGUGCAGAUGGACAUGCCAUGAGGCAGGCUACUGGAAGCCCUUCACGACUGCAGCUUCAAUUAUGGAGGUGUGAGCAUUGUCAGAGGGACGUCUUGAAGAAUGAAAAAAAUCAUGCAUGCCGCGUGGCAUCAACACAACAAACCAGUUACACUCCUACACAGCCGUUUGACGGUGGUCUAGCUUCUGCAUCUGCAUCAUCGACAUCAAAGUUCACUCCUCACAUUCAUGCAAAGACCGAGUCUCCAAAUCGAGCUGUUGUGAGACCGACAGCAGGAGCACAGAUGGUCCGUGAGGCUUUGAUGGCGAGACAGUCGAGUCUAUAUUUACGACAAUUGACAAGCAAUAGUGUAAUUAGAAUUACUGGCAUGCAGGACGGUGGAAGGAAAGAGAGCAGGAAGAGCAGUCGAAGAGGAGCUAAUCAUUACAUGAAAAGAGUGGCUCGGUCACGUGCGUUAAGGUAUCAAGAUGAUAUAGUAGAAGAUAUGUCAGAGUCAGGAAUUGACGAGGCAUUGAACGGAAAAUCUAACAAACUGUCAGCUCAAAGUGCCUUAGCUUCCUCUCAUUCUUCUGGUUCUCUUGAGUCGACGUCUUCUCAUCAGCUGACAUAUGUUUCUGUAUGCGGAUCUCAGCAAUUGUCUCUCAAGCCUUCUACACAGGUAUGCCAGCAACCAUCGAGUGAAAGUUUGAAUCCCUUGUACAAACUUGCUCGACCAAAAAUUGCAACUCACCAGACGUAUAGGCUUGGCAAACAGGACAAAGAUGCAAAGAGUAGAGACAUGGCUCUUGUCACUCCUUUAUUAUCUCAUCGUAUAUCUCAAGAAUCCGGUCUACCUCAAAGUAAGAUUGAAACUACGAAUUCGAUCAAGAAAGUUGAUGCAGAUAUUUGUAACGUGUCAAAAGCGGUAAACUGUAAGAGUAUUCCAAACCCUGUGCAAGGUCUGUCUAAGCAACUUAUUACUCCUAAAAGAAGUUCUGUUUUAACUUCCCGUGGUGGGGGCUGGAAAAGUUUCAAGGAUCGAUCUUGGUCCUGUGGAAAACCAUUUGAAUCGCGUUUGUUAGCAAGGAAACAAAACAGCUCGCCAUCUCUUUCUCAGAAAGUCAGUGGAAAUCUUGGUAGUUUGUUGAAUGUGAAAGGUAGGAAGAGUGAAGGGAAUAUUGCAGUUCAUGACAACGCUAGUGUGAUGAACGUCAAGAAUAAAGAUGAGUCAUGACACUGACACAGCACACAACUAUAUUAUAUUUAUGAUGCACAGCUGGAGCUCUUUCUAAGAUGCUCAGUUAGUUGAGCUUUCUAAUAUGUAUAAAUAAUGACAUACAGAACCAUGCACAGUUAUAUUGUAAUUAGCAUUGCAAAUUAUAAAUCUAAGAGAAUUAUAUAGUGGGAGAAAGCCAGUG